Messenger RNA from Ficedula albicollis (Collared flycatcher), 881 nucleotides. RefSeq names its product phospholipase A2 inhibitor subunit gamma B-like. Gene Ontology annotation, molecular function: phospholipase inhibitor activity. Lineage: Eukaryota; Metazoa; Chordata; Aves; Passeriformes; Muscicapidae. Gene Ontology annotation, cellular component: extracellular region. The coding region runs from base 40 to 723 and encodes 227 amino acids. The record is from RefSeq and is a predicted model, not a curated record. The transcript is spliced from 5 exons.
GCAAGACUUGGCAGCUCCCUGUGCUUACAUCCCAUCAGCAUGAGAGUAUCCCUUGGACUCAGCUUCUUCCUGGCAUUCCUGCACCCAGGGAUGUGCCUCCAGUGUGAGAUAUGUCACAGCAUGGGAAAAAGCUGCUUUGGCCCCAUGAAAACCUGCACUGGUGGUGAAGACACCUGUGGCAUUAUUCUGCAUGAGGUCCUUAUAGGGGGAAUGGCCAUCUCUUCAUCCAUCAAGUCCUGCCUACCAUCCCACGUCUGCCACCUUGGCCCUGUCACCGUGAACUAUGGGAAGGUGAAGGCAAAGAGCCACUUGGUUUGCUGCACGGGCGAUGACUGCCGGACCACCUCCGUGUCAUUGCCUCCAGAUAACAAUGUGCCCAAUGGAUACCAGUGUCCUGCCUGCUACAGCGUGGACUCCUUUCAGUGUGGUAAUGAAGUUGUAAACUGCACUGGAUCUGAAGACCAAUGUGUUGACCUUGCUGGGUUAAUGAAUGCUGGUGGAUUGUCUCUGAAAGCUGCCAUGAAGGGUUGCACCACCAUUUCUGAAUGCAGUAUGGUAGGAGAUGGAAAAAACAGCCUCGGAAUGAUGGACAUAAAGUUGAAACGGUUCCAGUGCAGCCCAGCUUCUGUUAUGUACAGCGUGGCAUUCACUGGGGCUGCCCCUCCACACCCAACCUUCCUUCCUAUCCUAUCAGGAUUCAUCCUGGAGAAGGUACUUUUCUGACUCUCACUAGUGCUGGGUUGAGCAAAACCCACAGCAAACUCCAGCAGUGGUUUGCAACUUAGUCCUUUUUGCUGUGGCUUCUACUUCAUCCUAAUGGGGAUUUUAUUUUCAGAUAAGCUCUCCUUUUCUAUUUUCACAGAAUAAAGACAGUACUUACA